GCGAGCGCUUCUAAAAAAAAAUAAUAAUAUUGAAUAAAAACUUAUUCAAAAUAAUAUAUGUGAAUAAUCUUAAAUAUAGUACAGUUUUAUAGUUCGCGUUAAAUCGUGUUCAGGGCUCGAUCGAAUAUUGUUGGUUCUUCGUACAAUUGCAGUUCCUGCAUCGUAUAAAAUAUAUUACAUUCUGAUUAAUAACCUACGAUUACCUAUACCUACACGAAUUGUGAUCUAAUUACGUAUGUGUCGUUAAAAAAAAAAAAAACAAACUGUUACAGUUCCAAUAAUAUUGUAUUUGCAACUGCAGCCUAUAUUUCAACUUGUCAGUAUAAAUAUUGUACUAUAUAAUAUAUAUGUAUACCCAGAUUGGUAUUUUAUUUAUCAUCGAAAUUGUCGGUUAUCUCGAGUGUCGCCACCGCCUCUAUUGCCGCCGUCGUUCGCGACUUUAUACUUCCUACUUCUUGGCUCUUAUAACGUUUCAUACCAACCCACUUCUAUAUUAUAGAUAUCUACCUAAAAUACACCGUCAACCCAUCGCGGUUUACAACUACGCGACCUAAGUAUAGGUAAUAAUUACUAUAAUCCUUUGAACGAUCAUCGCCACCGCCUCCGCCGUCAUGUUGUUCGUCGCCUUGGUAGAAUUCGUCAUGGUGUCCGUCUGCAUGUUCGCGUCCAGCGCUGGCGUGGCGAUUGCCGUUGUCGCCAUCAUCGCGUACACAGUGUACGGCAAGCUCAACAGACAUAAACUGCUGUGCAUCCAACAGCGGGAUAUUUUAAACACCAAAUUAAAAGCGAAAGUGGCGUCCAAGGCGGGAAAUGAUCAAGAUAAGUUUUUUGAAGUCCGCGAUUAUUUGGAACGGCUAGUGGAAGGGCUGGUGGACGGAGGCCUAGAUGACGUAUGCCUCACACCCCUGUCCACCCACCCGCUGUACAUGUCAAUAUGUUGGAAGUACCACGAACAGUUGGCUACCACGCUGACAGAAGCCAUACACUCCAUCAUAAAUGAGUCUGAUGAGUUUGACGRCAUUCCCAUAAAAUUAAAUACAAUUUUGGAAGAAGUGUCGCAUGACGUAGAACAUCUUCCAGAGCUACAG
Diuraphis noxia (Russian wheat aphid) is the source of this 1088-nucleotide messenger RNA. RefSeq lists its product as uncharacterized. The record is from RefSeq and is a predicted model, not a curated record. NCBI's taxonomy places the organism in Eukaryota, Metazoa, Arthropoda, Insecta, Hemiptera, Aphididae.